Molecule: messenger RNA, 1965 nt
Organism: Myripristis murdjan (pinecone soldierfish)
Lineage: Eukaryota; Metazoa; Chordata; Actinopteri; Holocentriformes; Holocentridae
Product: transforming growth factor beta activator LRRC32-like
Exons: 2
Coding region: 1-1965 (654 amino acids)
Molecular function (GO): protein binding
Source: RefSeq, a predicted model, not a curated record
AUGUUCAGACACACUCUCUCUAAACUCCUGCUACUGUGGUCGCUCAGCCAUGACCUUUACGUAACUGGAGUGCUGCAUUAUAAUCUAAAGGAGCAGUCCUGGCACAACCAGAGCCUCUAUUCCAUUCCUGUGGAUCUGGAUAUGAGGCUUAGAAGACUGGACCUGUCCAAUAACUUCAUCAGACAGUUGCACACACUUGGUCUGCCAUACUUAGAGCAGCUGGACCUGAGUUGCAACCAGCUGGAUCUCAUCUCUGAGAAAGCUUUUGAAAAGCUGGCUCAACUUGAAGAGCUGAAUUUGUCCAGAAAUGCACUGAACAACAACCUUGGCAGUAACAGCAAAGCCCUCCAAUCCAUCAGUAGACUGAGGAGUCUGGACAUAUCAAUGAACAGUUUGAAUGAUGAGGCGGUGGAAUUGUACCUUCGAAACAAAUCUUCUCUUGAUCAACUUAAGAUGACUGGUAACAGCUUAACAAGACUCACACACAGCUUGUUCAAAGAGAGCACAGGUUUGAGGGCCAUUAGUAUUGAUGAUAAUCUGAUAACAGAUAUAGAACAGGGGACAUUUGAACCUCUGGGCAGAUUAGAGACGCUAAACUUGGCCAAAAAUAACCUCGUCUAUAUCUGUGAUUUUAAAUUACAUCAAGUUAAAUAUCUGAAUCUGAGUCGAAAUUCAGUAGAGUUCUUUGUUACACGGGAGGACAACAAGUUGUAUCGGCUUGAAAUCCUUGAUCUGAGUUUCAACAAACUCCUUUAUUUCCCGAUUGUUCCCAAGAUCAAUCGCCUGAGAUAUCUUUAUUUACAGAAUAAUAUGGUUGGUGCUUAUAAUUCAGAGACAACAAUGAUAUCGCAGGUCAACACUCUUUAUGAAGAGGUGCUAAGUGAAGAUGGAAAUGCAGUUGAAAAAAAUAACAUACACUCAAACUGGAGGAUGAUGCCGGUGGUUUAUAUUGACUUGAGCUACAACCACUUCAGGUCUUUUCCACUAGAAACAUUGAGCCCUCUGUCGUCUUUGGAAACCCUGGAUUUCAGCCAUAACUGUCUCCAAAACAUCAUCUUCAAUAUUACAAAAGAUAGCCCAUUUGGAUACCACCAUCAGAUUCUGUUUCCUUCCCUGAAGUACUUUGACCUGCAAAGCAAUGGCCUUGUACACAUUUCCUCCCUCUUUCUUGAGUCACUCACACAGCUGGAGACACUGAAUCUGCAGGAGAAUUUUGUGAAACCUUGUGCCCCCACAGACCCCUUGGGAUCGUCUCAGCCAACGAAUCCUAAUACAUCUUGUGUUGCCUUCUGGAAAAUAAGGACUCUUAAACACCUCAACCUUAAACAAAAUGGUAUCAAGAUUCUUCAUCCGAAAACAUUUGCGAGAACCUCCUUAGUUUCCCUUAACCUUGCCAGAAAUUCAGAUAUGACAAUGCAAGCGGGUGCACUGCAGGGGGUGCAGAGAAGUCUUCGGUCUCUGAUACUGAGUGAAAUCAACAUGACAAGCUGUGAUCUGUCUUUACCCUGCAUGCCAGUGUUAACUCAACUGAACAUCUCCAACAACCAAAUAGACUUUAUACCCAGCAGUUUGAGUUGUGCUCCUCUAAGAGAAAUCGACCUCAGGAAUAAUAAUUUUGUGUCUUUAAAUCAUUCCUUGAUUAACAAUCUGUCUGAACACCUCAGUGUUAUGUAUAUCGGUGGCAAUUAUUUCAACUGCUGUGACAAUGAAUGGCUGACAAUCCUAAAUAAGAUGAAGAUGAAAGUGGCUGACAUUAGCCAUGCUGAAUGCAUUGCAAAUGGAAAAUACAUUGCUAUGAUAGAUUAUUUGAAAAACCCCUCUGUUUAUUGUGUAUUUCAUACACAGACUCCAGAAGUGAGCACUGGACAAGCUAUUAUAAUUUUGCUGUUUGUAUCUGUAAUAUUAACAGUGCUCAUCAUGUUCAUCAGGAAAGUGUGUUGGCACCAACGGUCAUUUUUAGUGUAA